Molecule: messenger RNA, 1047 nt
Organism: Linnemannia hyalina
Lineage: Eukaryota; Fungi; Mortierellomycota; Mortierellomycetes; Mortierellales; Mortierellaceae
Source: the annotation of a GenBank genome assembly
AUGUCGACAACAAAGUGCCUAGUCACCGGCGGAAACGGAUUCCUCGGCCGAUGGAUUGUUGAAGACCUGAUCAAGCGCACCGACUACCACAUCACCAUCCUCGACAUCUUCAUCCCCACCAACGCCGCACCCACCGACAGAAUCACCUACAUCGCUGGAGAUAUCACCGAUGCCCCCGCCGUCCGUAACGCUUUGAAGGGCCACCACAUCUGCAUGCACGUCGCCUCCCCACCUCACCACUUCCCCGCCGAAAAGUUCAAAAAGAUCAACAUCGAGGGUACCCAGAAUGUCAUUGAUGGCUGUCUCCAGGAAGGCGUCCGUCGUUUGAUUUAUACCUCCUCAGCGAGUGUCCUUCAGGAUGGAGGGCCCCUGGAGAAUGCUGAUGAGACACUCCCUUACCCCAAGACGUUUAUUGAGACGUAUUCCGAGACCAAGGCAAUUGCGGAGACGAUGAUCUUGAAGGCCAACAAUAACUCGACCUUGUUGACUUGUUCCUUGAGGCCUAGUGGAAUUUUCGGACCUGGCGAUACUCAGGCGACGCCUGGGUUCAUGGAGGUCUUGAAGAAGGGUCAACAUCGGUUGCAGAUUGGAGAUAAUUCGGGAUUGUUUGAUUGGACUUAUGUCGAGAAUGUUGCUUAUUCGCAUGUCCUUGCUGCUGAGAAGCUCGUUGCCGGCUCUGGCGUCCCCGGUCAGGCCUUCUUUAUCACGAAUGGAGCACCCGUGCCAUUCUGGAACCACCCAAGAGCUCUGUACGCUGAGAAGGGUGUCGUCGCCCCACGCAUCAUCAUCAUCAACUUCCAGAUCGCCCUCAUCAUCGGUUUCCUUUCCGAGAUGUUCUCGCUCCUCAAGAAGAUGAUGGGUAAAGAGGCCAAGGAAGGCUUCACCCGUGUCCGUGUUCGUUAUAUCUCUUACAACCGUUACUUUAACAUCAACAAGGCCAGGACACUCUUGGGUUACGAACCAGUAGUUGUUUACAAGGAGGGUGUCAAGAAGACAAUGGCCCAUUUCAUGGCACUGGAGGAGCUUGAGGCCAAGAAGAAGGCUUAA